This is a messenger RNA of Conger conger (European conger), 1857 nucleotides long. Its product is annotated as inactive all-trans-retinol 13,14-reductase. Bases 19 to 1857 code for a protein of 612 amino acids. The transcript is spliced from 11 exons. NCBI's taxonomy places the organism in Eukaryota, Metazoa, Chordata, Actinopteri, Anguilliformes, Congridae. Gene Ontology annotation, molecular function: oxidoreductase activity. The record is from RefSeq and is a predicted model, not a curated record.
UGUGUGUCGUGUCUCAUCAUGUGGCUGCUGUUGUUCUUGGCAUGGUUUGUCAUUUGGGUCUGUGGGUCCUACUGGUACCUUUUUGGGAAGCCCAGCCCAUUCUCUUUGGACUCUGUGAGACCACCAGGGCCACGUGUGACUGACCAGAAGUUGCGGGACAAGGUGCUCAAACAAGGAUUCAGCGCUGAUAAAGUGCCAAAGGACCUUGAUGCCAUUGUCAUUGGAAGUGGAAUUGGUGGAAUGUCGGCUGCGGCGACCUUGGCAAAAUUGGGCAAGAAGGUUCUAGUGCUGGAGCAACACGACCAGGCUGGUGGCUGCUGCCACACAUACUUGGAGAAGGGGUUUGAGUUUGAUGUUGGACUUCACUACAUUGGCCAGCUGCAUGAGAACAGUCUCUUUCGUAUCGCUAUGGACCAGCUCACAGAGGGACAGCUGGAGUAUGUGGAACUGGAAGAACACUUUGACACGAUUGUCAUCGGGCAUGGUGACGACCGGCGAGACUAUAACAUCUACAGUGGCAAAACCAACAUGGCAGAGCGCCUGAAGAAGCAGUUCCCGAACGACACUGAAGCCAUUGACGCUUUCUUUAAAAUCAUGAAGAUCUCAGCCAAGAAGACCCACUACCUGGCAACACUGAAACUGAUCCCUCUCUGGCUCGCUCUGUUCUUGCUUAAGUCCCGCAUUGCACAUUUCUUCUCCUCCGUCUUCAAGCUGUCCCACACUAGUGCUGCGGAAGUGAACAACAGUCUAACGAGCAAUAAGGACCUUCACAUCAUCUUCUCCUACUUCUUCUAUGGUGUGCCCCCCAGAGAUUCCAGCACGGUCAUCAAUGCAUUGCUUCUGCACCACUACAAACGAGGGGCAUAUUAUCCAAGGGGCGGGGCCAGCGAGAUCCCGUUUCACAUGACCAACGUCAUCCAGAAACCAGGGGGCAGAGUGCUAGUCAGGGCCUCCGUCAACCGGAUUCUGGUGAACGAGGACGGCGCGGCAUACGGUGUAACAGUGAGAAAGGGCCAGGAGGAGGUAGAGGUGCUGGCCCCAGUGGUCAUCUCCAACGCUGGUGUGUUUACUACCUUUCAGAAGCUCUUGCCACCUGAUGUCCAUGCCAAGCCAGACAUUCAAGAACGCCUUAAUAUGAUGAAGCACGGCAGAGGGUCCUUCUUGGUCUUUGUGGGCUUUGAUGCAACGCAGGAGGAGCUGGGAAUUGUACCAACAAACUACUGGCUCUUCAAAAACAAUGACAUGGACAGCAUGAUGGAUGACUUUUUCAGUCUGAGCAAAGAAGAGGUGGCAGACAAUAUUCCCAUGAUGUUCAUUACAUUCCCCUCGGCCAAAGAUCCCAUGGCAAAAAUCCGCCAUCCCGGGAAAUCGUGCAUGACCCUCCUGACUAUGGUGAAGUACGAAUGGUUCGAAGAGUGGAAGGACUCCACCGUGAGAAAAAGAGGGGACGACUAUUACAAUUACAAGAUGAGCAUUGCUAAUAAGCUGUUUGAUUGGGCCUGCAUCCACUUCCCCAAGCUUAAGGAUAAGGUAGCAUUCAUGGAUGCAGCCACACCGCUGACAAACAUACACUACUUGGGCGCCCAACGUGGAGCUAUGUAUUCUGCUGAGCACAACCUGUCCAGGUUCGAUCCAGAGGCAGUGGCCAGAAAUAGGUGCUCCACACCUGUCAAGAACCUCUUCAUCUCAGGCCAGGACGUGUUCAGCUGUGGAAUUGCUGGGGCACUGCAUGGGGGUCUACUGUGUGCUUGCACAGUACUUGACCGCAUUAUUUACAUCGACCUUCUUCUCCUCAAGAAGAAGCUAAAGAGCAAGAAAACUCGAGAGUUGGCCAGGGCAGCCAAGAAGCUUGAGUAA